AUGGUGAAGAAUGUGCCCGUAAAGUGCGGGCAGCGCCGGCUACUCCGACAAUUUCUGGCUGCCGGGUUUCAGGGCAAGCUGGACUUUAUCUACUUGCCGAUGGACCCAAGAAGUCGAUCCAGUCGUGGUUUUGCUUUUGUGAACCUGACCACGGUCGAGUCUGCACACCGCUUCUACCGUAUCUUUCACGGGAACUUUCUUAAGAACUAUCCGUCCGAGACACCGUUGGAGGUUGCCGUUGCAGAGAUUCAAGGCUUUGACGCCAAUGCAGAGCACUACCUGCUAGUGAAGGCAAGCCGUAAAGGCAAGGGCCGAGAUGUGUUCGGCUGCCCGACAUUCCUGCGACCAUUACAAAGGCAUCUGGUCAACCACCUGCGGACGUUGGAGGAGCCCAAGAAGCCCAAGAGCAAGAGCUCACAGCACGAGGAGGCGAGCCAGGAUGGGCCUGAGGGCCACGACAUUUCCUGGCCGCCCAUGCGGGAUCUGCGAGAUGCCGCGUUGCAGUAUCCCAUCCAGCAGCCUGUCGCGAAUCUGCUGGUUGAGCCGCCACACAGUGCACCCAUGCGGCCGGAAGCAGGCGCGGUCCCUAUGAGGGUGCCUAUGGCCUACCCACACAGACCUGAGCAGCUGCUGCCACGGCAACCUGCAGCUAUCCUUUCCCCUCAGGUUGCUGGUUACCAAGUACACGACCCGUCGCACUGUUGGAAUUGCGGCCGUCUGAUUACGGGCAAUCAUUCAUUUUGCCCUUUCUGCGGUGAAGCGCAACUUCCCGCGACGUCAAGCCCAAGCCCCGGACAGUCUUUCUGGAUUUGA
Symbiodinium necroappetens is the source of this 813-nucleotide messenger RNA. The record is from the annotation of a GenBank genome assembly. NCBI's taxonomy places the organism in Eukaryota, Dinophyceae, Suessiales, Symbiodiniaceae.